AGACUCCAAAACGAUCACACGACCAAGAUGGCGAAAAUUCGCGCAGCUUUUUCUGUGCUUUCGCCAAAAAUUCAUAUUUUUAGGUUUUGUCAUCAAAAUUGCAGUUGAAAUUGAUUUAGUUUAAGUCAAAGACAAUGCUUUGUUAGUCGUUGUGAUCUAUCGCUAUAAGAAGUGUGCAUUUUGGCAAAGACACAAAGUAGCGAUUUCGACUUGCUCACAUUUUGUCGCACUUGAGUGAAGUUUCUUGCUCCUAUCGACAAAUCCCUGCGAUGUGCAGGUCGCCUGUUCGACUGCAAUUGACUCUUGCUAUCCUCAAACCGGACCUUAUGUUGCAUCCUGUACGCACACAGGCUGUCAAGAAUAUUUUGGUAGAUAAUCAGUUUAUGAUUGUUCGAUCAAGAGUGUUGAAAUGGAGCAGAGAAGAUGCUGAAUGUUUCUAUACUGAACACAAAGGGCGUUUCUUUUAUAACAGACUUGUUGGAUUCAUGAGUAGUGGACCUAUGACAGCAAUGAUUCUAGGAAGAGAAAAUGCUAUAACUCACUGGAGAAAGCUCAUGGGACCAACACAUGCCUAUAAGGCAAGGUCCAUUGCUCCUAAAAGUAUCAGAGCUUUGUACGGGAUUUCAGACACAAGAAAUGCCACCCAUGGCUCAGACUCAGAUGAAUCAGCAAGAAAAGAAAUUGAGUUUUUCUUUCCUGAAUUUGACUAUCAUGGCUGGUUUGCAGAGAAUGAAAGAAGGAAAACAUAAAAAGGUUGCUUGACGUCCCUUGGCGUCAUGAAUACGUUUGUUUCGCGUGAUCGCCAACGCUAUCGGAUAUUGAAAAGGUCAGGACCCUUUGGGGAAUGACAAUGGAACUGCAUUUGGACUACCAUGAGUCUGAAUAAGCUAGUCGCGGUAAUAGGAGCUGAUAAAAACAAGUCUUUUUAGGCUAAAAAGGACGUAGUAGUUAAGAUGUCAGUAGUGGACCAAUCAUUGGUCCAAGUUGGAGCGGUGCGCGCGAGGUCUCUUAAAGAAAAGUAGGUAAAGGUAAGUAAGGUAAGUAGGUAAGGUCCCAAUGUUAAAUUAAAUAUUUCUAAAGAAUGUGAUGCCUUUGGGGUAUUUAUUAGGCUCCCGCGAAGCCGUUCUUUGUGUCGGUCACGCAACGAGCGUUGCGUGACCGACACAAAGAACGGCUGCGCGGGAGACUAGGGCAUUUAUCUGUUUAGUAGAGAGAUAAUUUGUCUCAGGCUAAGUUCAAACGUCGUAUUAUCCAUGUGCCGUAUUCAAUGCAAAUGCGUGCAAAUGAAGAUGAAACAAUGGACUAGAUUCAUUUGCAUGCAUUUGCAUUGAAUACGGCUCAUGGAUGAUACGACGUUUGUUAGGCUCAGGCACCCUCGUACGGACACGCUUGUUAACGGAUACCCUUGUAAGAAGAAACCCUUUUAAGUGGACACCCUUGUAAGCGGACACCCUUGUUAGUAGACACCCUUGUUAGCGGACACCCUUGUUAGUGGACACCCUGGUAAGCGGACACCCUUGUUAGUGGACACCCUGGUAAGCGGACGCCCUCAUAAGCGGUCACUCUCUUAAGCGGACAAAAAUGAACGUCCUCGGAAGAGUUCACACUCGUUGGCGAACAGUGUUUUGGAUCAGUGUACCGUAGCACCGUACAGUAUACCGAUAGCGUAUAGUUAAGAUAAAUAUGAUAAUUAUUAAUCUAGUAGAUUCCGGUGCCCAGAUUUUUCUUGGAACAAAAAACUUAAAAUAUUGAUAGCUAAAUGAAUUUUAAGCUUUCAUAGAAAUACUAAACCUAUCUUUAGACCAAGAUAAACUUUUUUCAAGAAUAGAAACGCGAGGAAAAUGAAUAAAUAACUACUUCUUUUA
Messenger RNA from Nematostella vectensis (starlet sea anemone), 1865 nucleotides. RefSeq names its product nucleoside diphosphate kinase 6. Gene Ontology annotation, biological process: UTP biosynthetic process; GTP biosynthetic process; CTP biosynthetic process. Bases 270 to 749 code for a protein of 159 amino acids. The record is from RefSeq and is a predicted model, not a curated record. NCBI's taxonomy places the organism in Eukaryota, Metazoa, Cnidaria, Anthozoa, Actiniaria, Edwardsiidae. Gene Ontology annotation, molecular function: nucleoside diphosphate kinase activity. The transcript is spliced from 7 exons.